Messenger RNA from Aspergillus oryzae RIB40, 1107 nucleotides. RefSeq lists its product as uncharacterized. Gene Ontology annotation, molecular function: transmembrane transporter activity. The transcript has 5 exons. Gene Ontology annotation, cellular component: membrane. Bases 1 to 1107 code for a protein of 368 amino acids. NCBI's taxonomy places the organism in Eukaryota, Fungi, Ascomycota, Eurotiomycetes, Eurotiales, Aspergillaceae. The record is from RefSeq and is a predicted model, not a curated record. Gene Ontology annotation, biological process: transmembrane transport.
AUGGGAACGCUGCCAUUCGCGCGACUGCGCGCUGUUCCAUACCGAAUGACAAGCCGAAGUCCAUACCUUACUCUAGCCGUUGUAUGUACGGCGAUGUUUCUGGACCUCGCAAACCUCAGUGCUAUCACGAUCGCCCUCCCGACGAUACAGAAGGAGUGGGGCGCGACUGAAGGCGACCUGCAAUGGGUGAUUUCGGCCUAUUCGAUCACGUUCGGAGCAUUUCUGCUACUAGGAGGCCGAGGGGGUGACUUGUUUGGUCACCACCGUGUUCUUCUAUUCGGCAUGUCUUUCUUCGCCCUGUCCACUAUAGUUUGUGGGCUCGCCCCCAACUUUAUUGGCCUAGUCGUGGCCAGGGCCCUACAGGGUAGGCUGUUUCAAACCGUACAUCGCCGUGGCGAUCAAGCACUUACGGAACAUCACAGGCAUCGGUGCUGCUUUCACGAUUCCCUCGGCGCAGGCCCAUAUUGCUGCGGUGUCUUGACUGCAUAUGUUGGUUGGCGAUGGAUCUUUUGGAUAUCCCUCAUUCUGUCCGGCGUCAUUAUCCCCGCGGCGUUUUUCAUCCUCCCACGACCUGACCGUCCACCUGCAGAUGUGGUAGCGUCCCCAGAAAGCGAGCUGGAGGCAGGCCAACAACAGGCCCGUACCAACAACAGCCUGGCUGCAAUCUUCCAGAGAAUAGUCAACCGUUUCGAUCCGCUGGGCAUUGCACUCAGCGUGGCGGGAAUUUUACUCCUCACGUACGCGCUCACGUCUGCAAAUACAGAGGGAUGGGGCAGUGCACGCAUUGUUGCGCCGCUGGUCGUCUCAGGGGCCCUACUCGGCUUGUUCAUAUUCCACGAGUGUCGAACCACCAACGGUAUUGUUGCACCGCAUCUUUUCCGCUCGACCUCCUUUAACCUCACGCUCGUGCUUGCUGUGAACACGUAUGCCGUCCGCCAGGCCUGCACCUAUUUCCUGACCCUCCAGCUCCAGUCCUACGGCAACAGUGCGAUCCACACCUCUGUCCUCUUCAUCGCUCUGGGAGUCAGUGCCCUCAUAUUCAACACGCUGUCCGGUCGAUUAGUGCCCAUUCUCGGUGCACGUCUAAUGGUAAGUUUGAAUAAUUGA